Molecule: messenger RNA, 804 nt
Organism: Thamnophis elegans (Western terrestrial garter snake)
Lineage: Eukaryota; Metazoa; Chordata; Lepidosauria; Squamata; Natricidae
Gene: ATP6V0B
Product: ATPase H+ transporting V0 subunit b
Exons: 8
Coding region: 82-699 (205 amino acids)
Biological process (GO): proton transmembrane transport
Cellular component (GO): proton-transporting V-type ATPase, V0 domain
Molecular function (GO): proton-transporting ATPase activity, rotational mechanism
Source: RefSeq, a predicted model, not a curated record
UGUCCGUCUGCCAGUUAGUCAGUCACAGGGUCGGCUGAUUUCCUGGUCGGCUGCGGUCCGCGUUCAGGGUUUGUCUCCGCCAUGUCCGGACUCGGGUUGCUGUAUUCGGGACUGGGGCUGAGUGCGGCCGCCGCCAUCGCCGGCAUCGGAAUCUGCUAUACAAUAUUUGACCUGGGCUUUCGCUUCGAUGUAGCAUGGUUCCUGACAGAGACUUCUCCAUAUAUGUGGUCUAACCUGGGUAUUGGGCUAUCCAUUUCAUUGUCAGUAGUGGGAGCUGCAUGGGGCAUUUACAUCACUGGAUCCAGCAUCAUUGGAGGUGGUGUCAAAGCACCUAGGAUCAAAACCAAAAAUUUGGUCAGUAUAAUCUUUUGUGAAGCUGUGGCCAUCUAUGGAAUCAUCAUGGCUAUUGUGAUUACCAACAUGGCCGAGCAAUUUAGUGGUAGAACCCCUGAGCAAAUUGGUCCCCGGAACUAUCAUGCAGGUUUCUGCAUGUUUGGGGCAGGUUUGACCGUAGGAUUUUGCAAUCUCUGCUGUGGUGUAUGUGUGGGCAUUGUGGGAAGUGGUGCUGCACUAGCAGAUGCCCAGAAUGCCAGCCUCUUUGUCAAGAUCCUAAUUGUGGAAAUCUUUGGCAGUGCCAUCGGACUCUUUGGAGUCAUUGUAGCAAUCCUGCAGACAACUAAAGUGAAAAUGGGUGACUAAACUCUUUGCCAACUGCAGAUCCUGUAUAUAUUUAUUUAAUGUCUCCUGGUGGCCUAGGAGCUUGAUGUAUAAAGUUCUUCUUGUGAUCUUCACCUACUGGGCCAU